Molecule: messenger RNA, 3128 nt
Organism: Pangasianodon hypophthalmus (striped catfish)
Lineage: Eukaryota; Metazoa; Chordata; Actinopteri; Siluriformes; Pangasiidae
Gene: syngr3b
Product: synaptogyrin 3b
Exons: 4
Coding region: 60-755 (231 amino acids)
Cellular component (GO): synaptic vesicle membrane; neuromuscular junction
Source: RefSeq, a predicted model, not a curated record
UACAGAGAGAGAGAGAGAGAGAGAGAGAGAGAGCGCGCGUGCGGAGGAGGAGGAGGAGGAUGGUGAUGGUGAUGAUGAUGAACGGGACGGGUUCGUACGGAGCGGGCCGAACCGGGGCGGAAUUCGACCCCAUCACCUUCGCCAAAAGACCGCAGACCAUCUUACGAUUCCUGGCCUGGAUUUUCUCCAUGGUGGUGUUCGGCUCGAUAGUAAACGAAGGCUACGUGAAUAUGGGCAGCGAGCGCCUGCAUUGCGUGUUUAACAAAAACGAGGACGCCUGCAAUUACGGCAUCAUUAUCGGAGUGUUGGCGUUUUUAGCUAGCCUUUGCUUCCUGGCUCUGGACGUCUACUUCCCUCAGAUCAGCAGUGUUAAGGACCGGAAGAGAGCCGUGCUACUGGAGAUAGGCUUUUCAGGACUUUGGGCAUUUCUCUGGUUUGUUGGAUUUUGCUUCCUGGCCAAUCAGUGGAGUCGCACCUCGCCUAAAGAGCUGCCACUGGAGCAGGCGUCAGACGCGGCACGAGCCGCCAUCGCCUUCUCCUUCUUCUCCAUUCUCACCUGGGCGGCGCUGACGUUGUUCGCAGUGCAGAAAUUCCUGCUCGGAACCGACAUGACGCUCUUCACCUCCGCCGACGUCCCCAAACAGCCGUAUCCGUCCAACGACGCAAUCCACCAGACCACCAUAGACAAGAGCCCGACGCUGAUCGAGACGGUGGAGACACGCCCACCCGGGUACCAGAUCCCGCCCGCUUUUUAAUCUCUUAGCCAAUGAGAAGAGAGGAGGCCGGAGUGGACAGAGUGGCCUCCUUCGUAGGUUCAGUACCAGUACUGUUUUCAGCGCAAACUAGUCGACUUCCCCUUCGCUAAUUCUGGGGGAAUCCACGCUAACACUCCAUCACACCUUCGACAGCGGAAAGGACGAAUUACGCAAACAAAGAGCAAUACGAUAUUUCUAAAAUAUAGCAUGUAAUUUGCUACAUUCAGAUUGGGUUUGGUCUAGUGAACUAGUUCAGUGCUUUAUUAAUUUAUCUAAAUAACAUGCUAGCCAGCUGUUAAACUAGUAACGUAUAACGAUAACCAGAUAACUAGAUAGCAAAUAAGCUACGUAGCACACUUGCUAGCUAGUUAGAUAAAUUAAUAAAGUGGCAAACUACUAUCAAGUACAUAAAUAACUUAAUGAAGCACUACUACUAACUAGUAGUCAGUAUUUUUUGAAAAGAUAGUGUAUGAUCUGCUAGAUUAAAAUUGGGUUUGUUGUAUUUAACUACUUUAUGGUAGUUUAGCACUUUUUAAAAAAAAUUAUCUAGUAGUUUAGUACUUUAGUAAUGUGUUCAACUACUUAAUUUAGUACCUUUUUAAAUUUAUGUAGUAGUUUAGUACUUUAUUAAGUUAUGCAGUAGUUUAGUACUUUAUUAAGGUGUUUAAUUACUUAGUUUAGUACUUUUUUAAAUUAAUCCAGUAGUUUAGUACUUCAUUGAGGUGUCUAACUAGUACUUUUAAGGCAUCUAACUACUCUGUGGUAGUUUAGUGCUUAUUAAAGUAUCUAACUAGUACUUUUAAGCUAUCUAACUACUCGGUGGUAGUUUAUUGCUAAAUUAACGUGUUUACUAUAUGCUAGUUUGCUAUAUUAUUUUGUUAUCUUACUACUUCUCUAGUUCUUUACAAAGUUAUAACUAUACUCUAUAGCAGUUUCAGGCUUUAAGUUAGUUUAUUGUUUUAUCAAGGUCUCUAACUACUCCGUGGUAGUUUAGUGCUUUAUUAAGUUAUCUGACUAACAUGCUAACCAGUUGGCAAACUAGUAACUUAUUAAUUAGAAUCUAGAUAGUACAUAAGCUAUUUAGAGCACUUGGUAGCUAGUUAGAGAGCAUAAAAAUGUAGUAAAUUACCAUAGAAUUCUUAGAUAACUUAAUAAAUUAGCAUUUGAAAAAAAUAUGUUAGAUUAAAGUUCAGUUUGGCCCAGUAAAAUACUCUGUGGUAGUUUAGUACCGUUAGUACCGAAUUCAUCUUACUAACUAGCAUGCUAGCCAAUUGUCAAAACCUAUAAUGAGAGCUAGUUAGUAAAGAAGCUACGUAGCUAGUAGCUAGCUCGUUAGCCAGCUUUUUAUUCUCUAUAUUGUUUAACAAAAAAAAGAACUACAGUAAAGGUACAGUAAGUACAAAUAGCCAAGGAAAUCACAUCAACUAUGGAGCGUCCUCGCAAAUACACACUCCACGAGGGGGAGUUUGGGUAACACACGCACACACACACACACACACACACACAUACACACACGUGUGUGUGUCUUAGCAUCGGGACGUCGAUGAGGAUGCGUUUAAAACAGUACUGCAAUGCACGAGUAUUGUAACGUUUCCUUUUUUCUUUUUUUUUCGUUACAAGGGCUUGUUUGUUUAAAUUAGGUAUUAAACGUAAUGUAAUGAAAUGAAUUCAUUUGUUAUAAUUAAUAUAUUAAUUCAUAAUAUUUAUAAUAAUUAAUAAUACGAAUUGCAAAUUAGUUUAAUUAGGGUGAGUAACCUCCAGUACAGACCUGAGAAAAAAAAACGCAGCGUAAAUAUAAAGUUAUGAUAUAAAACGCUGUUAUUUUGUGGAAUUUGUUAGUUUCUUAGGCAAAAGUUUCUGAGCAAAAAUGUUAUCAGUGAUGUACUGAUGUGCUCUUCGUGUAUUUAUUUAUUAUUCUUUUAUUCUAUAAAUGCUAAAAUUUGUCAUUUUUUUAUUUAUUGUAUUUAUUUUUAAUAAUAUCUAUCUAUCCAGUGAUACACUUGUAACGCUAAUAUCACUAUAUAUAGUCAGAACUACAACACCCGGAGUCAGUGUGUAUGAGCUGGAGGGGCGGAGCGGCGGCCAUUUUGCACAACGUGUGUAAAAAAAAAAAAAAAACAAGAGGGAAAUGAUGGUGUGAAUCGCCAAUUCGUCAUGCGUGUAUUCACGGAUGACAAAAUGACAUUCCUGCUGAGAGUCCUAAUGAAAGCAUCUCCAACUGUGUGUGUGUGUGUGUGUGUCUGUCGUCGGUCUUACUGCAUGAUAAGACAAACUGUAGAAAUUCCUACUUCCUAAAAACCUUGUUUUAGCAUUUAGAGAGGAGAAGAAACGUGUUCAGUGAAUCUCUGACUGAAUAAACACUCUUUCUGCAAG